Priceomyces carsonii is the source of this 1047-nucleotide messenger RNA. RefSeq names its product phosphatase. The transcript has a single exon. Gene Ontology annotation, molecular function: phosphoprotein phosphatase activity. The record is from RefSeq and is a predicted model, not a curated record. Bases 1 to 1047 code for a protein of 348 amino acids. Lineage: Eukaryota; Fungi; Ascomycota; Pichiomycetes; Serinales; Debaryomycetaceae. Gene Ontology annotation, cellular component: plasma membrane.
AUGGCAAUCUUUUCGUUGUUGUGUUGCGGCUAUGGAGAAGACGCUGACGACAAGACCCAUAGUCAACAAACCGAAUUAACAAACAGCAAAAACAAGAAUAAAUCUCGCCAAUACAACAAUAAUAAGAGAGAUAUUAAGGAAGCGCCUACAAAGCAAGCAGAGCAAGAUGGUGAACAAAUUCAAUAUAAAAAUCAGCGACAGCAACCUGAUACCCCGUAUGAGGAUGAUUCUAAAAAAUUGCAGAAGGAUAAGAAGGAUUUAAUGGAUGACGAGAAUUCAAUAAAUGAGACCGACACCAUAACAAAUACCAACGACGAGAAUAUUACACAAGCUCAAGAGAACGUUCCAGAUGUCUCAACACAACAAGCGGUUGUGACACAAGCAAGCGAGGACUCUGAGCAACUUGAGCCUUAUGAGCAACUUCCUAAUCCUGAAGUGUCUUAUAAUGACUUGACUAAAUUACAAGAGGGCCAGGCAUUUAAUCCUUCUACAGGGUAUCUAUUGGGAAAGCAAGAUGAGAAGUUUAAGAAUAAAAAGUGUUUGAUCUUAGAUUUGGACGAAACAUUAGUUCACUCAUCUUUCAAGUAUUUGAGAACUGCUGAUUUUGUCAUUCCAGUUGAAAUUGAUAACCAAGUUCAUCAUGUUUACGUAAUUAAGCGGCCUGGUGUUGAUGAGUUUUUAAGGAAGGUUGGACAAUUAUUUGAGGUUGUUGUAUUUACAGCAUCUGUCCUGAAAUAUGGCGAUCCUUUAUUAGAUAAAUUAGAUUUGGAUAAAUGUGUGCAUCAUCGUUUGUUCAGAGACUCGUGUUAUAAUUAUCAAGGGAAUUUCAUCAAAAAUUUAUCUCAAAUCGGCCGGCCGUUAGCUGACACAAUUAUUAUUGAUAAUUCACCCGCCUCCUAUAUUUUCCAUCCCCAGCAUGCAAUUCCAAUUUCAAGUUGGUUUAGUGAUACACAUGACAAUGAGCUUAUAGAUUUGUUACCUUUCUUGGAAGAUAUUUCACAAUCAAAUGUUGAUGAUGUUGGAUUGGUUCUAGAUAUUACAAUAUAA